AUGGAUCACCUCGUCACUCUCGUCCUCACCGUGCUGGACUAUCUCAUCAUAGCUUGGGAUUUUGUCACCUACUGCAUUCUCGUCCCGUUUACUCCUCUGAUCAAAAUCUUCAUCGAUUGGUUUUUUAGAACGCAGCUGAACAUUAAAGUAGGAGGCGAUGUUGCCUGGGAUAUCCAAGCAUAUAAUUGGCGCUGUUAUCCGAUCGGGUUGUCACGUGGCCUUGUUGGAGUGGCGGAGUGUUGGAUGAACGGCUGGAUUACAGUUAGCAACUUGGAGUUGCUGUUCACCAAAUUUCUGGAGAAUAAGGGACCCCUGAAACUAAAAUAUAUCGAACCUGGCUCAUCCUUCUUGCUUUAUCGUGUCAGGUGGAAUUGGUUCAAUAUUCAGACACCAAAGCGGGCAAAGUUGUUUUGUAAAAUGUCGUAUAACUUGGGGCCCGAUUUUUUCAAAACGUUCCUCGACUCAUCGCUCCUCUUCUCGGUGUCUUACUACGGCCGUGGCGCGGCCAACAUAGAGGACUCCCAACACCAUAAAAUGGAACUAACCGCGGAAAAGCUGCAACUCAAGGCGGGCAUGCGCGUUCUGGAUUUAGGCUGCGGAUUUGGCGGAUUGAGUCGCUAUCUUGCUAAAAACUUUGACAUCCAAGUCGUCGGGGUAACGAAUUCUUCAUCCAUGGCGGCCUACGCGCGGGACAUUUGUUACGGAUUACCCGUGGAAAUUAGAGAGAUUGAUUGGCGUGAAAUUUCCGAAGAAAAAGCAUUCGAUAGAAUUGUAGGGAUUGAAAUAUUGUUCCAUAUCGGAUCUCACAAUUUGGAAGCAUUUUUCAAAAAGUUGUUCAAUUUAUUAAAACCCAAUGGAAUUUUGGUCACUACAUGUUCAGUUUAG
This is a messenger RNA of Folsomia candida, 885 nucleotides long. RefSeq names its product cyclopropane-fatty-acyl-phospholipid synthase. NCBI's taxonomy places the organism in Eukaryota, Metazoa, Arthropoda, Collembola, Entomobryomorpha, Isotomidae. Bases 1 to 885 code for a protein of 294 amino acids. The transcript is spliced from 3 exons. The record is from RefSeq and is a predicted model, not a curated record.